Molecule: messenger RNA, 322 nt
Organism: Rotaria sordida
Lineage: Eukaryota; Metazoa; Rotifera; Eurotatoria; Philodinida; Philodinidae
Source: the annotation of a GenBank genome assembly
AUGCCAUCUUUAAUAUUGUCAACUCAUCCAUUUACACGUAAUGUAUCAUGUCCAACACAAGAUACAUUAUCAUCAAGUAGAAAUAUAUUAGUAAAUAAAAAAUAUAGUUCAUCAACAAAUACAUUACAUUAUUAUUUUCAUUCAAGAAAUAAUUCAGAUAUAUCAAUACAAGAAAAUAAUUCAAAUUUAGUUGAAAAAUUUAAAAUAAAUUUUAUAAAUUUUUUUAAAACAACAAAUAUAAAUGAAAAUGAUUUUCAACAAAAUGAUUUUCAACAAUCAACAUUUAUAUAUGAUCCUGAAAUUGAUUUAUCUGAAGAAUAUA